AUGGUCAGGUGUGUUGUAGGCCUUGGCCCUCAGAAAAUCACCAGGUUGCCCCUAGCUAGGGGGGCUGAAGCAGUCGACUUCAGCGAGAAUCCUAGCGGUAGGACGGUCGGGAUAUAUUUCGGUCUCAUAUUCUUCAAGUGGCAGACACAAGACCUCCAGACAAGCCUAUGCCAAAGACUAGAUGAGAUCCAGCACCUUGAGAGCGACUGUGACGAGAAUUUACGCGACACCGGGCACGAUGCCUAUUCCGCCAUCGAACAUGUGGUUACGGAAUUACUGACGAUCGAGCGGGGUGCGGCUCGUAUUGAGCGAGUCGACAAAAGUAUGAUAGUGAAGCUAGACCUGGUAACAAAGCGGUUUAGCCACCUAUGCGAACUCGGCAGGCAAGUUGUGUGGAAGGUUGGUACGAGGGCGACAAUGUGCAUGGCUGACGGCGACAAUGCCACGCGCUUCGUGUUCACUCUCGAAAGUGAGAUGAGAGCGCUGGAAAUACAGAGCGCGGCCGUCCGUGAUACCAAGAUAGAGCACGAGAAGAGCUUGCGUCUCUACCAAGCACUCGAGGGCGAGAGGCAGCGGAGGGUUUACCUCGCGCGUGACGCAGCCUCGAGCUGGAGUAAUAGGUUCCUUGGUUUCUUUAGUAGAAGUACCAGAGAGCGGCUGAAAUGGGACGUCGAGGAGGCUGAGCAACGACUGCAUAAGAAUCUAUACCAGCAAAGAGCGGCGUGCGAUAGCAUCGAGGCUUUGCACCGUCUUGAGAUGUUUCAUCAAGAGACUUGGACGGGCAUGGGAAAUCUCCGGGAUAAGGCCCAGAGUGUUGCAGAAAGCUUCAAGUAUGAGUUCAAGCGCGUCACAGAGGUCAAGGAGGUUAAAGACAAAGUGUUUGAAAAUCUGCUGAAUCUUCGGAACAAGAUACAGGAUCCAGAGUUUCGCACGACGCGGGACAGCUCCUUGCGCCUUGUGAUGGAGCUGUUUCGUACCGAUGACGAUAGCUGGUGUGGCCAGGGCUGCCUCGGUUUCCUUGAGCAGAAAAUCACUGAGGCCAUUUGUACUAGGAGGUUAGAGGCGGAGGAAGGGGGAGAGGUGACGACCACGCCAGUGCCGGUGGUGGAUGCUUCAGAUUUUUAG
Trichoderma breve is the source of this 1125-nucleotide messenger RNA. RefSeq lists its product as uncharacterized. The transcript has 2 exons. Bases 1 to 1125 code for a protein of 374 amino acids. NCBI's taxonomy places the organism in Eukaryota, Fungi, Ascomycota, Sordariomycetes, Hypocreales, Hypocreaceae. The record is from RefSeq and is a predicted model, not a curated record.